AUGGCCGCUGCCGGCAUACAGCAGGCCGCGCAGCAGCAGGCUCCUCGCACGGCAAACAAUUCCAGUAUCGGCUUCGGCCGCCCGCAGCAGGAGCAACCGCCGAGCCGCACGGCCACAGCCGGCUCUGCGCCGGAGGCCCCCGCCACCAGCGCCGCGGCCCCGAAGCCGGCGGCCAGCAUCGGCAGCACCCACGUGAAGCUGAAGAAGGAGGCCGCCGCCAAGGUCAUAGCCAGCGCGCUAGACGGCAUCGAUGAGGUGACGGCCAAGAAGGCCAAGAAGGCGGCCGCGCAGCUGCUGGCGCAGCAGCGCCGCCUGGAGCUGCUGCGGUCGGAGGUGGAGGCCCUGCAGGCCAAGCAGGGCGAGCUGCAGCAGCAGAUGAGCUCCAAGGCGCAGGCAAGCCCCGGCCCGCGGCGCCCGCCUCUGCUGCGGGGAUGGAUGGCCUGUGAACGCAUUCGCGAGGCGCUGGAGGUGCGGCAGCAGCUGGCGGAGCAGGAGGCGGCGGCCGCGCAGCUGGCCGCCGCCAAGGAGUCUGCCGAGGCCGCUGUGGCUGACCUGCGGCGGGAGCUCAGCCAGGCGCAGGGGCUGGCCUCCAAGGCGCAGGAGGAGGCCGCCGCGGCGCUGCAGCAGGCGGAGGAGCUAGAGGCCCAGAAGCAACAGCUGAGAAAGGCCCUGGAGGCUGCUGAGUCAGCAGACCUGGAGCUGCAGGCCGCCCGUGUGGAGCGGGAGGAGCUCAAGGCCAAGCUUGUGGAGGCGGAGCGCGCCGCCGAGGAGGCGCGGCGCCGCGCCGAGGCCAAGGAGGGGCAGCAGGAGGCGGUACGCGUGGCUCAGGAGGCCGCCGCCGCGCGGCUGCAGGACGAGUUGCUCAAGGCCAGCCAGGAGCUGAGCAGCGUGGAGGGGCAGGUGGCGGCUGCGGAGAGCAAGCUGACGGCCGCGCAGACCAAGGCGGCUGCGGAGUAUGAGCACAUGGCAGAGCACCUGGAUGCGGUGCCAGUGGAGGACCCGCAGGGGCGCAUCGCCGAGCUGGAGGCGCAGCUGGCGGCGCAGCAGCUGGCCUCCAUGCAGCAGCUGCAGCAGCUGACCGGCGAGGCGCUGGUGCUGUCAGCGGAGCUGGAGGAGGCGCGGUCUGCCGCCGCAGAGGUCGCCCACUUUGAGGCACAGCUGGCGACGGCCGCCGCCGAGCGGGAGCGCCUGCAGCAGCGCGCCGCCAGCCUGGAGAAAGACCUGGAGAGGCUGCAGGCGUCGCAGCAGGCCGACAGCCAGGCGUCCGCGCUAGUGGCCGAGCUGGAGCAGGCAAAGGCUGCCGCCGAAAAGGAGAAGGCGCAGGUGGCGGAGCUGCUCACCCAGCUGGAGUUUGCUUGGGCGGCAGCCCACGAGGCCGCUGACCUGGCCCACCAGCUGACGGCCGCCGCCGAGGAGCGCGAGCGCCUCACGCUGCGUGCCAUGGAGCUGGAGUCCCAGCUGGAGGCGGUGCAGCAGCAGGCGCGGGCAGACCAGGCGAAGCUGGCGGACAAGGCGGCCUCGCUGGCAGCAGACCUGGUCAAAGCCAAGGCGGCGGCUGCCAGGGCUGCUGACAUGGAGGCUGCAUUGAAGGAGGCAGAGGCCCGCAUCGCCUCGCAGCAGCCGGUGCAGGCCCAGGCCGCGGCCCUGGCUGCCGAGCUGGAGGAGGCCCGGGCUGCCGUGCAGGAGGCCAGGGCUGCCGCCGCCAAGGCCGACGACUGGAAGGCGCAGCUGGCGGCGGCGGAGAAGGAGCGGGACGCCGCAGACCAGCGGGCCAUGGCUCUCCAGUCCCAGGUGGCGGCCGCCACGUCGGAGCGUGUGAAGCUGGAGGCGCGGCUGGCGGCGGCCCAGUCGGGCAAGGAGCAGCAGGAGCUGAAGGCGCAGCUGGAGGAGGCCCGGCAGGCCACCGCCGAGGCAUCUGAGCUGGCGGCAGCUGCCACCGCCCAGCUGGAGGAGGCGGCAGCGGAGCGCGCCAAGCUGGUGGCUCAGCUGGAGGCCGCCCUGGCGUCGCAGGCCGCCCUGGAGCAGCUGGAGCGGCAGCAGGAGAGCCUGAUGGGUGCCGAGGCCGAGGCUGCUGAGCUGGCGAUGCAGCUGGUGACUGCCACCGAGGAGCGUGAGGCAGCGCAGCUGCAGAUCCAGAAGCUGGAGGCGGAGCUGGAGGCCGCGCAGCUGCUGCUGGAGGACCAGAAGCAGCUGCUGGCGGGGCAGUCUGCCAUCCUGUCGGGAGACGUGCAGGAUGCGCGCGCGGCAGCCGCCAGGGCCGCCCACAUGGAGGCUGAGCUGGCAACUGCGGUGGAGGAGCGGCUGGGGCUGCAGCGCAAGGCAUCCGACUUGGAGGCCCAGAUCGAGUCGCUCAAGUUUACGUCGGCAAAAGAGAAGCAAAGCUUGGCGGUGCGGACUUCGGAGAUGGCAGAGCAGCUCAAGGCGGCCAAGGCUGCCGCUGCAGAGGCUGCUGCCCUGCAGGAGAAGCGGGUGAUGGAGGCCAAGGAGGAGCAGGAGCGGCUGCAGGCUCGCAUCGAUGAGGUGGAAGACCAGCUGCAGUCGCAGAUGCAGUCGCGGCUGGCGGAGCGGCGCCAGCUGGCGGACCAGGCCAGCGCCAUGGUGACGGAGCUGCAGGAGGCCAAGGCCUCUGCCCUCAAGGCCGCUGCGCUGGAGGAGCAGCUCGCCGCCGAGGUGGCCGACCGGCAGCUGGUGCAGCAGCGGGCCGCGGAGCUGGAGCAGGAGGUGCGGGCGGCGCAGGAGGCAGCGCAGGAGGCGGCCCAGGAGAUUGAGGUGCAGGCUGCCGCCAUGAGGGCUCAGAUUGAGGAGGCCUGCACCGCGGUGUCCCAGUCCAUUCAAUUGGAGGCUCGGCUGGUGGCUGCUGCCGAGGAGCGCACUAUGCUGGUCCAGCAAGUCGCCGAGACGGAGGCUCAGCUGGCGGCCCUGCGCUCAGCGGCGACCGAGAACCAGCAGCUCCAGGCAGAGCAUGCGGCCACCCUGGCUGCGCAGCUGGAGGAGGCUCGCAAUGAUGCCGCCAAGGCCGGUCGGCUGGAGGAGCAGCUGCGUGGCAUCAUUGGCGAGCGAGAUAGCCUGGCGGGGCGCGCCGCUGAGCUGGAAAGGGAGAUGGAGUCGGUUCGCUGGGCAGAGCAGCAGGCUCAGCAGGAGCGGCAGCAGCUGGCCGACGAGGCCACCCGCCUUGCAUCGGAGCUGGAGCUGGCUCGCACUGCUGCUGCUCAGCGGGCUACAGACCUGGAGGGGCAGCUGCACUUUGUGCGGCAGUCGGAGCAGGACGCGCAGCAGCAGCGGCAGCAGUAUGCAGACCAGGCUGCGCACCUGGCUGCCGAGCUGGAGCAGGCCCGUGCUGCUGCUGACCAGCGCUCCGCCGACCUGGAGGCGCAGCUAGCGUCUCUGCACCAGGCAGAGCAGCAGGUGCAGCAGGAGAAGCAGCACCUUGCAGACCAGGCCUCUGGCCUGGCUGCUGAGCUGGAGCAGGCUCGUGCUGCCGCUGACCAGCGUGCCGCUGAGCUGGAAAGGGAGAUUGAGUCUGUUCGCUGGUCGGAGCAGCAGGCGCAGCAGGAGCGGCAGCGGCUGGCCGACGAGGCCUCCCGCCUGGCUGCCGAGCUGCAGCAGGCCCUGUCUGUCGCUGCACAGGUCCCCCAUCUGGAGGGCCAGCUGGCCUCGGCUGCAGAGGAGCGCCGCAUUCUGGAGCAGCGCGCCGAGAGCCUGGAGUUGUCCCUGGGCUCCACUCGGUCGGCGGCAGAGCAGGAGCAGGCGCGGCUGGCUGGCGAGCUGGCGUCUCUGCUGUCCCAGCUUGAGGAGACGCGCGAGGCCGCUGCACGGCGCUCCGCUGAGCUGCAGCAGGAGGUCGAGGCUGCCCGGGAACAGGCUCAGGAGCAGCAGCAGCAGCUGGCCGGCCAGGCCUCGGCCCUCGCGGCGCAGCUGCAAGCCGCCCACAAGGGGGUGGCGGCGGCGCAGUCGCAGGCUGCCAGCGUGCGCACUCGCAGCUCGCUGCUGGAGAAGGCAUGGGCCUCUGCUGUGAAGGAGGCCAAGCAGCUGCAGAGUGCCCUGGAGGGCAAGAAGGAUCUGCAGUUCCAGCUGAACAGGGUGCAGGAGGAGGCCGCCGGGCUGACGUCGCAGCUGGAGGAGGCGUGGGCUGCCAUGGGCAGGACUGCCGCCUUGGAGCUUCAGAUUUCAGAGGCCAACGAAGAGCGCGAGAAGUGGCAGCAACGCGCCGCUGAGAUGGAGGCCAAGGCCGCCAAGGCUCAGUCCCAGCUGGCGGCGACCAGCGAGGAGCAGAAGCAGCGUGCGGCGGAGCUGGAGCGGGAGCUGGAGACCAUGCGUGCCGCGUGGCUGCAGGAGCAGCAGCAGCUGGAUGGCCGCGCCUCCUCGCUGGCUGCCGAGCUGGAGCAGGCCCGCGCCGCUGCCUCCCAGCGCGCCUCCGACCUGGAGAGGGAGCUGGAGGCUGCGCGGCAGGCGGCGGAGCAGCAUCGGCAGGAGCUGGAGGGACGCGUGUCUGAGCUGGAGUCCCACCUGGCAUCGAUGUGGCAAUCGGAGCAGCAGCUGCAGCAGGAGCGGCAGCAGUAUGCGGACCAGGCAUCCCAGCUGGCUGCUGAGCUGGAGCAGGCGCGUGGGUCCGGCGGCCAGCGCGCCUCCGAGCUGGAGAGGGAGCUGGAGGGUGUGCGGCAGUCGGAGCAGCAGGCGCAGCAGGAGCGGCAGCGGCUGGCCGACGAGGCCUCCCGCCUGGCUGCCGAGCUGGAGCAGCUUCGCGCCAGUGCGGCUCAGGGCGCCGACCUGCAGGCCCAGCUGGCGGCGCUGCGCCAGUCGGAGCGGCACGCUCAGCAGGAGCGCCAGCAGCAGGCCGACGAAGCCUCCCGGCUGGCCGCCGAGCUGCAGCAGGCUCAGGCUGCAGCUGCCCAGCGGGCCGCCGACCUGGAAUGGCAGCUGGACCAGGCGCGCUCCAGCGGUGCUCACCAGGCUGAUCUGGAGGAGCAGCUGGCCUCGCUGCGGCGCCUGGAGCAGCAUGCGCUGCAGGAGAAGCAGCAGAUGGCGGACCAGGCUGCCCGCCUGUCGUCAGAGCUCAACCUGGCGCGCUCCGAGGCCGCCCAUCGCACGGCAGAGCUCGAGGCGCAGCUGGCCUCCCUGCAGCACUCGGAGCAGCAGGCCCAGCACGAGCGGCAGCAGCUGGCAGACCAGGCGGCCCGCCUGGCUGCCGAGCUGGAGCAGGCUCGCUCAGAUGCCGGCCAGCGCAUGGCGGAUCUGGAGUCGCAGCUGCACUUGCUGCGCCAGUCGGAGCAGGCCGCGCAGCACGAGCGGCAGCAGGCCGCAGACUACGCGGGCCGCCUGUCUGCGGAGUUGGAGCAGGCCCGCGAUUCCGCUGGCCAGCAGAUUGCCGACCUGGAGGGCCAGCUGCACUCCCUGCGCCAGUCGGAGCUGGCCGCGCAGCACGAGCGGCAGCAGGCUGCAGACCAGGCCUCCCGCCUGGCUGCCGAGCUGGAGCAGGCGCGUGCGGCGCACGGCCAGCGGGCCGCCGAGAUGGAGUCCCAGCUGGCGGCGCUGCGCCAGGCGGAGCAGCAGGCGCAGCGUGAGAAGCAGCAGCUGGCAGCCGACCUGGCGCACUCGCGGACCGCCGCCGGCAAGGCCGAGAACAGAGAUGCGGAGCUGUCUGCGGUGGUGGCCGACCGCGUGGUCUUCCGCCAGCGGGCCGAGGCACUCGAGUCCCAGCUGGAGCAGCUGCGCUUCACCUCUAGGCAGGACCGGGAGCAGCAGGAGAUCCGCAUCUCGGCGCUGGCCGCGGAGCUGGAGCUGGCGCAGGCGGCGGUAGUCAAGGCGGAGCAUCUGGAGCAGCAGCUGGCGACGGCUGUCGAGACCAGCCGCCAGUGGCAGCAGCGCGCAUCUGAGCUGGAGGCACAGGUUCAGUCUGUGGAGUGGACGGCCCGGGAGGAGCACCAGCAGCUGGUCAACCAGUCCUCUGCCAUUGUGGCGCAGCUGGAGGAGGCGCGGCGCGUGGCCGCUCAGGUGCCCCACCUGGAGGCGCAGCUGGUGGUGGUCGCCGAGGAGAGGCGUCUGGCCGAGCAGCGGGCUCACGACCUCGAGUCCCGCGUCGAGUCUGCGCAGGCGGCGGCCGAGCGGGAGCUGAUGGGGCAGGCAGCCCAGCUGCAGGCGCAGCUGUCGGGCACCGCGCGGGAGUCGCACCGCCUGCACCAGCGCGCCGCCGAGCUGGAGCGAGAGCUGCUGGAGGCGCGCUCCUCCGCGCAGCAGGAGGCGGGCCGCCAGCUGGCAGACCUGACUGCGCAGCUGGAGGAGGCUCGCGCCGUGGCGGCGCAGCGCGCCGCCGAGCUGGAGCGCGAGGUGCAGGCGGCUCGGUGGGAGGCGCAGCAGGAGGCGUCGGGCCAGAUUGCCGACCUCACCUCUCAGCUGAAACAUGCCCAGACCGUGGCGGAGCAGGCCGCCGACGUGGAGCAGCAGCUGGCGGCGGCCACCAACGAACGGCAGCGCCUGCUGGAGCAGCGGGCGGCGGAGCUGGAGUCGGAGCUGGCGGCGGUACGGUCGGCCGCCCAGCAGGACAUUGCGGACGAGGUGGCCAACCUGGCGGCGCGCCUGGAGGAGGCGCGCUCCUCGGCCGCAGAGGCGGCCCACUUUGAGGCGCAGCUGCGUGUGGCCAUCAACGAGCGGGACCGGCUGGAGCUGCGCGCCGCGGAGCUGGAAACCGCGCUGCAGGCAUCGGAGCGCGCCGCCGCCACCGAGCGCCAGCGCCUUGCCGACGGCGAGGCAGCGCUGAGGGCGGCGCUGGAGGAGGCGCGCCGCGAGGCGGCCCAGGCCGCCCAGGUGGCGCAGCAGGCUCAGCGUGAGGUGGAGCGCCAAGCGUACGACCUCGCCGCCCGGCUUGAGGAGUCUCAGAAGGAAGCGGCAGAGGCGCACGCCGCCCUGUCUGCCGCGCAGCUGCGCGUGGCCGAGGUGGAGCAGGGCUGGGGGCAGGCCGCCCAGGAGGACUCCCGCCAGCUGGACGAAGCGCUGCAGCAGCAGCGCGAGCUGCAGGCGGCGCUGCGCAGCGCACAGGAGGAAAGCGCGGCGGUGGCGGCGCAGCUGGAGGAGGCGCGGGCGGCGGCGCACCAGGCUGGCGGCCUGGAGGCCCGGCUGGCGUCUGCCGCGGAGGAGCGCGCGCAGCUGGAGCGGCGCACCCAGGACCUGGCGGAGGAGCGCCGCCGCCUGCAGGAGCGCACCGAGGAGCUGGAGGAAGAGCUGGCGUCGGCGCGUCGGUCUGCCGAGGAGGAGCACCACCGGCUGGAGGGCACCGCAUAUGCGCUCGCCACGGAGCUGGAGGAUGCGCAGCAGCGGGCUGCUGAGCUGGAGGGGGAGCUGGAGCGGCUGCAGGCCUCCCUUGAGGCCGCCUCCUUUGAGCAGACUGAGGAGCACCGGCAGCUGGAGAGCCAGACGGCGGCCAUCGCGGGCGAGCUGGCGGCGGCGCGGGCCGCCGCGGCCGAGGCCGAGCAGCUCAAGGGGCAGCUGGCGGCGUCUGCCGCGGAGCGCGAGGCCCUGCAGCUGCAGGCCUCCCAGCUGGAGACGCAGCUGCGGUCUGUGCAGGCGCAGGCGCAGCAGCUGGCGUCCCUGCAGCAGCAGGAGCAGGCGCAGCGCACGCCUGGCGAGCUGGCUGAGCUGCAGGCCCAGCUGGCGGCGGCCCACAGCGAGCGCGAGCAGCUGCGGCGGUUUGCGGAGAGCCUGGAGGCGCAGCUGCUCUCGGCGGCGGCGGCGCCGGCCCCGGCGGCGCAGCCCCCCGCCGACGACGCGUCGUCCCAGCUGGCGGCGGCGCAGCAGGAGGCGCGCGCGCUGCGGCAGCAGCUGGAGGCGGCGCAGGCGGCGGCGCAGCAGGCCGAGGGCGCCGCCUACGACCUGGCUGUGAAGCUGGAGGAGGUGGAGCAGCAGGCGGUGCAGGCGCUGGAGCAGCAGCAGCAGGAGCAGGAGAAGCGCCUGGCUGCUGAGCGGGAGCUGGAGGCUGCCGACAAGCAGAUUGAGCACCUGACUGUGGAGCUGAUCACCUCUCAUAACGCUGCCGACGAGCUUCUGGCCGAGAUCCAGGAGGAUCUGCAGAUGGCUGAGAAGGAUGCCCAGGAGGCCAGCGCCCGCAAGGGCGCAGUGCUGCAGCAGCUGGAGAGGGCCGCAGAGGAGGUUGCCGCACUGCACCAGCGGCAGCAGGAGGUGAUGGAGCAGGAGGCGCAGCAGGCGGCGCUGGCCACCACCGACGCCGAGCUCAAGUCUGUGCGCGAGGCGGCGCAGGCGGAGCGCGAGGCGCUCGCCGCCCAGUCUGCCGUGCUGGCGGCGCAGCUGCAGGAGGCGCAGGCGGAGGUUGCGGCGGCCAAGGCCUCUGCCACCGCCGCCCGCUCCCGCAGUGCGGUGCUGGAGAAGGCUUGGGCUGUUGCCAUGAAGGACGCCACCCAGCUCAAGUCUGUGGUGGAGGAGGCUCAGCAGCAGAAGGCGGAGAUUGAGAACACUGCCUAUGACCUGGCUGUGAAGCUCGAAGAGAUGGAGCAGCAGGCGAUGCAGGCGCUGGAGCAGCUGGAGGCGGCGCAGGCCGACGCCGCCGCGCAGCGAACCCGCUCCGAGCAGCUGGAGCAGGCGCUGUGGCGCCAGGGCCAAUGAAAACUGAAAUCUUACAGACGAAUCGAUCAAUACCAAUGAUGCCUUGCCGAGCCGAUGCUGUCCCGCUGCGGAUCGCAGCGCUGUUUUUUGUUUAAUUAACGACUGGAGCCCAUUUUCGUUUCAUUCUCUUUCGUUGAUGCAGACCCCACGCCUGUGCUUGCAUGCCGCGCAUGCGAGCGUGAUUUUUGGGCCUCUGCACACACACACACUCUCCAGAGAACAACACCCGAUUCGGCUUUUCAAGCAUUCCUACAUCCCUACUAAGCACUGCCGACCCACUUGCCACUGCAGUCAGCCUAGCGCCACUAGUGCCACUCGCUUCUCUUGCAUGCCUCACCCCCUCCUUGCACCGAUUUCCAUUCCCCCCAAAGUGGCGGAGCAUCAGCCGCCACUCCCCCGUUGACUAUUGACCUGCCCGCUGGGGCCACCUGCGGUGCCGUGUAUUAUAUUUCCCCCCGAAUGUGUCUCUGUCAUGCAUCAGUGUUUGUUGGGGUCGACUUGGGUCGCGUAAUGAACCGCCGCAUGUAACACCAGCUCACUUA
Messenger RNA from Chlorella variabilis, 9152 nucleotides. RefSeq lists its product as hypothetical. Bases 1 to 8610 code for a protein of 2869 amino acids. Lineage: Eukaryota; Viridiplantae; Chlorophyta; Trebouxiophyceae; Chlorellales; Chlorellaceae. The record is from RefSeq and is a predicted model, not a curated record. The transcript is spliced from 47 exons.